This is a messenger RNA of Xyrichtys novacula (pearly razorfish), 18036 nucleotides long. The record is from the annotation of a GenBank genome assembly. NCBI's taxonomy places the organism in Eukaryota, Metazoa, Chordata, Actinopteri, Labriformes, Labridae.
GGGGGGGGGGGGGGACUGACGGCAGAUGCCUUUGCAGCAGAGGGCCAAGGAGGAUGUCGGCGUGUGUGUUUGUGUUGCGGGACAAAAUGCGGAUAGGACCAUGCUUCUGCUUGAAUUUUGCGACUCUUUACUCGUGGAUGUAGGCUAUCUGCUGCGUGGAAACACCGACAAGGACAAAAAUUCAACUAGUUGAAAAAAGAUGGAUGGGACGACUUGAAUAGUGCACUUCUGCAUGACUGAGUCACUUCAGGAGGAGAUGUAGGCUAGUUACUCGACUAGCAUCAGCCUAUUUGUGGGUGAAACAGUGUGGAUUUUUCUGUUUAAGUCAGUCAAACCAAACCCUGGUAAGAAUGGACGGUGGAGUUUUCCUGCCCUCUCUGGAUCAGUUCAUGCUGAGCCCACUUGUCACCUGGGUAAGUAAUGCAGAUAAGUCUGAUACCCUGCUGCCAAAAAAACGUGAUAUCAUCCUCUCAUCAUCAUCCCUGUCUUUGCAUAUCAGGUGAAGACAUUCAUGCCAAAUGAUGGGGGCAUGCACCUGGACUUUUCUGAAUUACUGGAUGGGAUCUUUUUGAUUGACAUCAUGGCAGAAAUGUAAGUCACUCUAUCCUUCUUUUAUUUUCCACAGUUUCAACCCACGUUGUCAGCUAUGUACAGAACAAUUAUCUGUGUUUUAAAACUGUUGACUUUAUUUACCUCCUGUUAAAAGAUGAUGAUAAGCUGUGAGGUUUACAAUACGAAUCAUCAUGGUGAAACUUAAGUUUUUCUUGUUUAUUAUACAUCUUUUUAGCAGUUACUGUUAAAAUAUCAAGCAUCUACACUAAUCCAGGCACUAACAGUACUGUCUUUGUUACUUUGCUGUAAUAAACAGGAUCUUUGUUGUCUGCAGCAGUCUUCAAAUGCAACUUUCCCAUUACUGACAUUUUUUUUUUUAAGUGUUAGAAUUAGCGUUACGGAAGGAAAUCACUGAAAAAGGGUCUGACAAGGUGGGCUUCAUUUACUCAGACAUGAACUGCCAAGAUGCUACUUAAGAGAUUAUGAUUGGGGUGCCUUAUGUUCUGAAGGUAAUACCCUAACAACCAAACUUAUGGUACCCUGCUAGUUUGAAAGGUGUCAAAGAUUUGGGAAGAUGGCAUUUGCCUUAUCCUCCCUGUCAUAUACUUCAGACAAAAACAGAAGAGCAGAAUGUGAAAUUGAUGACUUGCAGAGAAAAGGGUUAAAAACUGAUGACCCAGUGCACUUGUGGAUAAUGCUGUCUGAACACUCCAAGUCUACAGUAUCCAUUCACCCCACUUAUCCCCCCAGGGUCACAAUAACCAGCUCUAAAUGCAAAACAAUGCUGCGCCAAAGGGACGGGAGGGGAGGGGAAUAGGCGGGAUAAUCUCCUGGAUUGGGAGACCCUCUGAGAUUAGGGCCUUGUUGCUUGUGUUUAGUGGCAGUCAGACACGGAGGGUUGGGAGGAGGAGGCAGAGAAACAGGGCAAACAGCAAAGAUAGCGACGGACAGCCUAAAAAUGUCAUGAACCUGGUGUUAAGGCAGUCUCACUUUCCCUAUUUCAUCCAUUAAGGCUCUCUGUCUGUUUGUCUGUCUGUCUCUGUUGGUUAAAAACAUAUUACAUGUGCAGGAGGGUCAUUUACUAUCUUUCUCCACAAAGUUCCACGAAUGAUAACAUAUGCAAUAAUGUAAGGGUCAAAUGCCCCUGGAAGCCAAAGGAGUUCCUUUGAGUGGAAAGUCCUGUCAUCCCAUUUGGCUCGAAAACAGUCCUGUUUGGGGCCUGAAAGGAGUGAUGUCAGACUGGCUAAAGUUAGGAAUGAAUAGGGACCUCAUACAUGUUUUCAUGGCUAUCCUCGAGCCAAAACUUUGCCAGCUUGCAGCUUUCCAUCUCUCUAUGCUGGCAACCAUUGGUUUGAUUAUAGAUAUUUCAUGUAAAAAGACCUUUGUGUUUUAUCCCUUCUUUAGAAACCCCUUGACAUCUCAGGGUGCAAACAAAGUGAGCAGAGAUCCAGGUCAGAGGAUCCAGAAUCUUAACUUUCUUGUCCAGCAAAUCAAGAUGUUUUAUCUGGUGAGUCCUGGAUGUUUUUUUUCCAUCUUGUUUCAUAAAAUAUUAACAAUUCACUGCAUACAAAGCUUCAGAUAAACCCAACAUCAGUUUAUUGUUUCUGUUUCUAUUUCUACGACAAAAUUUGCCACUAUUUUGCAUUAUAACUCACACGCAGGCCCACACAUGCACAAACUACGUAGUUGGUAGCACUUGUGUCCCAGCAGAUCAACUAGCUCUUGUUAAGAUGCAUGCCCUAAAUAUCAGCCUUGUACACACAUGUGUAAUCAGCACAGCAUUGAGGUUAGAGCCCAGCAGAGAGCCAGAGUAAAGCUGCAGUCAGAGCAGACAGACUGAGCUUUAGAGUGACACAUAAAGUCACCAGAUUCACUUCUGUCUGUUUCAGAGUUAUUAAGUAAAAUCCAGCUGAGCUUUCAUCUGGUAAGAUCUGUUAUUGUAGCAAGAAGUGCAAUUCACUGAGGACAGGACAGAAAGGCAUAGCACUGUGAAAAAACAUCCAUGAUGAGUGUGUAGUUUGAUAUCGGCAUUUUUCUCAAACACAGCUGGUAAAUUUAGUGAAUCAUGAAUUACUUUGUAAUCAUUGUGACCUUAAUAAUCUCAGUGCAGCUCACCAUCAAUGACGUAACAGGAUAAAAAUGUAGUUCAUCCAUAUUUGCUGCCUCUGUGAAACAUCAUAUUUGAAGCUGGCUUUUUAGAAGUAUGCCCUGCUUUAUAAAUAACUCUCAACUGAGUACAAAUCAGUAGAAGUGAAUUUAGGACAACUAACUGCUGUCAUGGCCGUACUCUAUAAAUUCAGGUCUACUUCAGGUCAUUUUUAUUUCAGCUGAAGGAUCUAACUUUCACUCUGAUUGUAAAUCCUGACAGGAAAGUCUCCUACAUUUUCCGGUUGGUGGAUUAGUGUUUCAAAGCUGAAGUUAGUCAAGAAUAAACUGACUGAGCAUACAAUAUAGCCUGUAAGCAUCCUUAGUUCCUUAAACUAAAACACACAGAACAGCUGAGGUCAUUCUGGACUGAUUAUGGUGGGAAAAUUCACAGGAUCACCAAAGUUAUUGCGUUUUUUUUCUUGAGAGUGACUGUGAACCAGAUUUCAUGGGGAUUCAGCCUUGCAGUGGCACAACAGGAGGAGUUACUGUCGAUAAUCUUCACUGUCAGUAGGAGUCAUGUCUUAAUAAAACCCCUGCUUCGAAAUUCUCCAAGAAGACUUAAAGCUGUUCACAAGUGACAUUAAGGAUAAGUCAUGGUUUUAACUUUAAAAAAGGAAUGACAAAUGUGCACAAUGUAGUCAUAAUCUUGGUGUCAGGUUAAGUAAAUUCAGGGAAAUGUCUUUUUUCACUUACUUUAAGGUGAUACUGUACAAGGAUAGAAAUGUUCAAUUUCAUUCCCAUAUUUCUACUAAUACAUUUCCUGAACAGAGUUUUCUAAUACCCCUGAAGAUUAAGACUUGCUCUCAGCACCACACUCCAUAAUCACACAUAAGCUUGGAAAGUAGAGGAUGAUGGGAGAUUCACGGCCAUAAGAUGAACUUUUCUCUAAGGCUUGUGGCAGCAGUCACUGGAAAUCUAAUUGUUGGUGCAGGUUUUGUUUUAUUUCAUCAAGACUUAAUAGCCGCAGUCAACUGUAGCUUUUCAUGCAUGUGGGAAUAAGUAAUAGUUUCCUGGAGUUUAAUGGGUAAUUUAUCCUCAUUAGGAGUCAUUACAAGUCCCAUUUACCCUGCACACACACUGUAUGCACACAUGAACUCAAUCCACUUACAGCCAGAUAGGAGUUUUGGUGACUUUAACCACUGCUGCAGUAAAAGUGGGUCUGUCAUGAACCCUUUCAGAGAGAUCCUUCACUUUUUGGCUGAGCUUCUAUACAUUUGUGAUGCAGCUGCUAUGUGCUGUACAUACAUACGUCCCUGUCCAUUCAAGCUUUUUGGCUGGGCCAUUCUAAGUUGUUUCCUUCCUUUGUUUCAGUUUGGCCUAAAAUGUACUUGUGUUCCUUUUUCUAAACUCAUCCCCCUGGUCUUGCUCUUGCUUUUCUUUUGCAGGAGAAUCUGAGACAAUUAAUCAUGAUCCCUUUGCCAAAUGUGCUGCUGCUUGGCAGGACUCCUUACUCUGGUAUGCUCGUUCAGAGUUUUCCUCAUUUAUCGUCUCUAUUGGAGCUUUUAUCACAGGAUAUGCAAAAUACAAGCUGUUUGGUUUCUUGAAGUUUUUAUAGGAUAAAAGCAUCUGUAAUAUAGACAUGGUGUUAUUAAUACAUGUACUACAAAAAGGAAUGUGCUUUAAAACCCCUGCAAUGAAUAUCAAGUGACCCAAAAGUUAACCAAACAACUUAAAACUGUUGUGACCAUGAAAACCAAGCAGAAGUUUUCCUCAAAACUUAUUUUUACAAACUAAAAAAGUAUUUCCCGACAGACUCUUUCUGAAACCAUUUAUAUUCAGUCUCACUCUAUCAGUCUGAUAACCACAGGCUUUGGCAAGUGGUGACCUAAAUUGACCAGCCAGUACUUUAUUCAACUGAAAUCCAUGUCAGCAGCUCUCACUACCACAAUCUGACAAUUAUAUUUCAGAUAAUGAUUUUUUCUUUAUUCCCAACAGAACAAAGUCUGGAGGAAAUAAAGAAGCUUUUACUGCUCUUAUUGGGAUGUGCAGUGCAGGUAAUCGCUCACUGUCAGACAGUUUGUGCUGCAGAAAACCUUUUAGAAACCUGAAAGGGACUGCAGGAGCGUGUGAGAUCUAAAUCUGUCUCGUUUUAUCUUGAUCUGUUUCUAUUUCUAAUCACAGAGCGAAAAGAAAGAGGGGUACAUCGAGAGGAUCCAGACGCUUGACUUUGACACCAAAGCUGCUAUAGCUGCACACAUACAGGAGGUACCUGAUCUAUCACGCUGUGUCCAAAAAAUAUAAGGAAUACUGAGGAUAGGGUGGUUUCACUGCUACCUGGGGAUAAAUGACAUAUUGUACCUUAAAUGCACUUACAUAUCUUUAGAGAUUUAGUUUUGAAAACAUGACAGAAAGAUGAAGAGAGCAUCAGUAUUUUCCUCUAACUAAGAAGUGACUUUUCAAGGCUGUUUUGUAGCUGUGACCUUUGGAUUAUUCACACAGUAUUGAUCAUUACUUUUGUAUCAGCUGACUCACAGUCAGGAGAAUGUUCUGGAUCUGCACUGGUUGGACUCCUGUGAGGUGCACCCCGAUGAGCUGGAAGCCAGUGCAAGGAACAUGGCGAGGCACCUGCGGCAUCUGCUGGACCAGAGGGACACCCAUUUGGAGGUUAACUCACUUCUUUCUUUGUUAAUUAUUCUCAUUUCCAGUUUCAGAGACACUGAUGGCCCUUUUUACCCAUGAGUCUGACAAUAUGAAUCCAAACAUAAUUUUAAACAAAGUUAUAUUUUGGAAAUAAAGUGUAAAUAACAGCACAUUAGAAUUGACUGUAGUUGUUAAAAAACUCAAAAGGACAUGUUUAGUGUUUUCGUGAAUCAGCUUUUGAGUCAGGUGGUAUGUUAAAGCUAAUUUUUUUCUUUCUGCAGACUAUAGCAGAGCUAAUGCAGGAAAAAGAAGGUGUGGCGAGCUUGCUUAGUAGCCCCUCCAGCCCACAGUCAGCCAGCUUCUCUCCCAGCAUGCAGCUGCAGCAGCAGGCUGGGACUCAGCAACACCUAGCGGUGGAGCUAGCGGACUCCAAGGCCAAGAUCAGACGACUUCGACAAGAACUGUAAGUACAAACUGGACAAAAAGAGUGACAUCCUCACUGUAGAACAAGUGACAGACUUCUGGCAUUUUAAAGCAGCAGCUGAUAUUAUUUUGAAUAAUACAACAAAGCUGAGGGAUCCAACUUCCUCUCUUGACAUUGAUAUGUGUGCAAAUUCUCACUUUUGGCCCAGAAUGCAUUCCUUCUUAAAAAAGUUCAUACAGUAAGGCCCACUAAGGAGUUGCUGUUAAUAUUGUCUCUAGGUGAACAAGUGUCUCUAAAGGAUGGCUGUUGGUAAAGAAAGUAAGUGUUUCCUCUCGGGGACUGCCAACAGAAAGUGAAUGAGAGGCAGAGACAGGGAGAGAGGGACACUAGAGAUGCCCCGGGGAGUUUGGCCCACAUUACCGCCUGCUUGGCAGGUUCAAUGGCUGUGCACUACCACUGACCCACAUUGGCUCUGAAUAUCAGCGGCCACUGCAGGCUCACACACACACACACACACAUACCCACACACUAAUCCUGAUCCGAUCAAGAUCUCAGUUCCAUCUUUCCAUCUCAUCUCCUUGGCUGUAUUGUCCUCUCUCGCUGGAAUGCAUGAUUCACAUUCCACUGUCUCUGAGCAAACACAAUACACUGUAUAUCACUGAAAGCAUCAAGUGUGGAUCAUGCACGUCCUUGAUGUGCAUAUUUAUGUGUAACAUGUAAACGCUCUAAGAAAUUGCAGGGAUACGGCUGUUAGAUUGGCUCUACAAAUUUUUUCGAAUUUGUGCACGUUUUGAUCGAUAUUGUUCAUAUUGUCAAUCUUACCCCCUAUUAUCAACUUCAACUUCAUUAUUGCAUCUGCUGCUAUUAUCAAAAGAUGACUUUGAUUGCCAUAAAUAACAUUAAGAUCAGUCUAAUAUCUUUAACAUGCUGUCCCUGUAGAUAGAAAACAAACACACACAAUGUACUCCAUUAUAAUUGGCACUGUGACAUUAAGUCUGUAUGAACUGUUGUUGUUGCUGUUGUUCAUCUCUCCAGCGGCAGACGACUGUCUAACAUGACUCUGGUUCUGCUCUAAGUUUCUGCCUGUUAGAAGGAAGUGUAACCUUGCCGCUGUAACUUGCUUCAUGAUGCGAAAUGUUUAAGUCAUGGUGGAUUUAGAUUGGAAAGAAAGAAUAGGAAGAAAGAAUAGAUAAAGACUGACUAAAUGACUGAGUUAUUAACCAGAGUCAUCACAUGCUUAUUUUUUCUUAACAAAUGCACAAAAGAUGGACUACGUGUGUCUUGUAAAGAUUUACCAAUCACUCUAUUUGUCUUUCUCACUGCAGAGAGGAGAAGAGCGAGCAGAUGCUGGACUGCAGACAUGAGCUGGAGAACAUGGAGGCAGAGCUGAAGAGGAUCCAGCAGGAGGUUUGAAAAGGAGAAAUAAGAAUAGAUUGUGACACACAGUAACCUCCGCAGAUUAUACAGAUUAUUGCACGGCAUACUUCGGUGCAGAGCAGCGAUUAAUGACAACACAUUUAAACCUCUGAACUCUGACUCAGAUACAACUUAAGCGUCAAUGGAUUUGUCUGAACAGGAAAUCUACAUUUGUGAUCUCUAUGUAAGCUUUGUUGUCUCUAUAGGCUGUGCAAGUUUGCAUGAUUCAUGUAUUUCCAUCCAAGCAUACUCUGGAGAUAAGCAGAAAAAGCGCUAACAUGGCACCAUCUUUUUUGCCUGUUUGUGCAUCCAAGAGGCACAUUUCAGCAUCAUGUAAAAUAGUCAUUCUGUUCGAUUAAUCAUCUUUAAUUCAACAUAAAUACUGCACUAGCUAUGAUUUUGGCCCUUUUGCUAAAUACUUCAGAUACUAGCCACAAAAAAUGUCCUUCAUCCUUCAGUACUUGUAGAAUAGCAUGUGUCAAAUAGUAAUAAUCAAAGCUACAUGCUAAAAUCAGAUGUUCUUUAAACCUAUAAUAAUAAAUGAUUCAAGCUGUGAGACAAAAGAAUGAUCUGACACUAAAAAAAACACUAAAAAUAUAAGGGUAAACAAGUGAAAGGAAACCUGCAGUCUGGUGAUAGUUCUCUGUAAAUUAGUAUUUAGAUACUGAGUUAAUUAAUUGAUGAUAUGAAAACACAUAAAUGCAGUUUUAAACACAGUCAUAAAACAAAAAUAACUGAGAGCUUUAAUAUUUGGAGAUUUAUCAAGCUGUGUCUCUGUCUGAAUAUCCACCAGAACUCUCAGCUGCUUGUAGAAGCCAGAGCGGCCCGCACCUACCGUGAUGAGCUGGACGCCCUUCGAGAGAGAGCCAUAAAAGCCGACAAACUGGAGAGUGAAGUGGGACGCUACAGAGAACAACUGCACAAAAUUGAAUUCUAUAAGGCCAAAGUGGAGGUUAAUGCAGUUUUACUUAUGCUUCAGAGCGAUUUGCCUCACUUAAAUUUGCAAAAUCUCUGCACACUCUGUUGACAGAUAGAAAUAAAGACAAAUGCAUGAAUUGCCUGGAAGAUGAAAUGUACAAAUCUUUCAAUUCUUUACAUUGUUGUUCAUGUUAGGAGUUAAAGGAGGAUAACAGAGUUCUCCAGGAGACCAAAGAGGUGUUGGAGGACCAGUUGGAAGGCUGGAGGGCACGCUCAGACAAAAUCCACCAGCUGGAGAAGCACAGUCUGCUGCUCAAGGCACGCGUCCAUGAUGUGGAACAGGUCAGACAUUUAAACACAAGGAGGAGACUUGGUGAAGAAUUUGUGCUGCUUUAUUAUAAACCUCCUCUAAAACAGGCAAAAGAGAGCAGUUACAUAAAAAUACUCAACAUGCCAUGCUUUUCAUGCCCCACAAUUACUCUUUUUGAUUGAUUAUCUGAAUCUGUUCUUAUACUUUUUUCUGAUACUUUGUGUCCACUCUCCAGGAGAGGGAGGCGGAUCGGAGGUGCAUUGACAAGCUGCAAGAGGAGAACCUAGCUCUGUGUUUGGCUCAAAGGAGGAGCAUGGAGGAGUCCCAGCACCUGGGUUGGGAGUUAGAGCAGCUGUCCAAGACUGCUGAGAACUCUCAGGGUACAAACUGGUCACAAAUUUAGAUUAAGUUAAGGGAUAUUCAACAGAAGUGAUAGACUGUGAUGGUAGAGUCCGUGAGCUAACACACAGUAUGAUUAUGUUAGUGUUUUUCCUGCACAAAAACAUGCAGGAGCUCUGUUUUCUGUUUGCACACCUGGACUAGAAGUUGAUAUUUGCACAGAUCUGCAAAACUUCCACUUAUCGCUAAAGGUUUUAAUUAAUGCAUUUAUUUAAGUUGGGUCUGUUCUCAAAGUUAAUGUCACCAUUAUAAUCCUUCAGACUUAGAAUUAGGUAUCUUAACAGGGUGGACUCAACAAACAUCAGCAUCAGGAACUUGAAAUCAGUGUUGGGGAAGUUUCUAGUUUCUUCUUUCAAAAGUAACUCAGUUACUUUAAGUUACUCGUUACUUUCAAAGUAACUUUUUUUUUUUUUUACCCUAAAUUCACUUAUUAAUGUGUCGCCUACCUUACUGGAUAGUCAAGGAGGUUGCCAGUCCUCUGCCUUGCUAAACCAAGCUUCCGUUGUUUGGCUGGAGUGGCUCCUCCUUUGGCGUCAGCGGAGCUAACGUUAGCAGCAUCACCUGUGUUACCUUCAGGGUCUUCUUCAGCUAGUUUGGUAGAUGUGUGUUGUUUCUGAAGAUGUUUGAUCAGAUUUGAGUUUCUUAUCUUUGCUGUGGAUAGAGUUUUCGAAACUCCACAUAGAUCACAGGUCACCACAAUAUUCCUCUUCUUGUCUUUUACCGUCAGAAAAGAAAAAUAAUGUGCAUAUUUCCACGGGAGAAAUCCCACGACUGGACAGUCGUCGACUGCCGCCAUUUUUGUUUUUAUCCAUUCACUUGCACGUCGCAGCGUCACGUGUGCUUCACGUCCACCACGGAAAUUGUAUUCCUGAGUUUUAAACGUGAAGUAACGAGUAACGAGCCUGUUUAAAUCGCAGUAAUGAUAAAUGCGUUACUGAUUUUGACUAAAUAAUUAGUUACAGAACUUGUUAGCGCAAAAGUAACGUAGUGACUGUAACGCGUUACUUAAUGAUGCAUUAGUCCCAACACCACUUGAAAUACACUGCAUGUAUUACCUUUAAAAGCGGUCUUCUUUUUGCAUUGUCUGUUUACUCAUAGGUCAGCAGACUCUGAGUGAGGAGGUGAGUGAGAGAACCCGCAGUCGGAUGCUGAAGCUGGAAAAGGAGAAUCAAAGUCUCUUAAGAACCAUAGAGGAUCUCAGAGCCGCCUCUAUGAAAAUCUGCCCACAGCACAAAGACCGACAGCACCUUGAGGGUAGCCAUGUCUCUGAGGAGACCUGUAUAACCAACAAAUGCAACUCAUCAACAGGUGCAAACAUGGGGUCCAACUCAAUAGAAAACUGCACCAAUGUAGUCUUGCAGAAUAGAGAUUCAAACCACCAUCAGCCACUUGGUGCAGAAGAAGCAGAUGGAGACCGGAGCGAGGUCCUCCUCACAGAUGAUCCACACCUUCAUAUUCAGGAGAAAGGACUGCUAGAGGAUGGAGCUAGUGGAUUCAAAGAGCCUAUGUCUGAGCUGGAAGUGUUAGAGAACAAUCACAAUCGACUUCAUUGUUUUGUUGGAUCUCGGGAUCGUUCCCCUGGCUCCAAGAGUAGUAGCCCCUGCCAUGACAGCAUCCUCACAGGUCUGCCAACACGCUCCUCAUACGCCAACAAGCACACACAGCGGCUGGAGGCCAAGUGCAGAGCUUUGGACACAUUUAAUCAGCAUCUGCAAGCUUCUCUUGAUAACACUGGUAAAUUGUGAGAAUUGAGAAAUCCAGUAACAUUAUUAUCUAUUAUUCAUUCAGUUUGAUUCUCACUCCUGUUAUCACCUCUUUAGAACGGAAGGUGCAGCGCCUGGAGGCAGAGGUUCAGGAGCUGGAGGCAGAGAACCAGAGUCUGCAAGCCUCUUUGGAGGAACUGAGGAUCUCUGUGCGACGCCUGGAACAACUGGAAACAGAGAAGCAAAGCCUGGAGCAAGAAACCACGGUCCUGGAGAGGGAAAAGAGGCAGCUGGAGAAAGAAAAUCGCAGACUUCGUCAGCAGGUAGAUAAACUUUUAUUUUCCUGGGGGGGAAAUGUGUCUGUUCACAAACUACAGGAUGACUAAUGCAAGAUUUGUGUUUCCCUUUGAUUAAAUGGCCACUAAUGCACUUUCCUUUAUCUCAGGCUGAAAUCCAGGAAGCCAACUUAGACAGCAGCAACGUCUGUAUGGCCAGUCUAGAGAGGAAGAUGCGCAUCCUUGUAAAGGACAUGGAAGGGUUAAAGGAGACUGCUGAGAGGGUCAAAACCCUGGAAGGAGACAACCGAGAACUGAACAAGCAAGCAGCUAUUGACCAGAGGACCCUGACCACCCUCAGAGAGGUGAGGGGAGGGAGGUCGGCUGUUCUGUCGACAUUACACUGACUAAAUGAAUUACCUGCCCUGGCGUUUUCUGGUAGAGCACAGUUUUUUUACAGCAGGGGUGUAGAUGUGGGUUUAGAAAGAGUUUGUGGUAAAUACCAGUUUAUCUCUUAUAAAAGAUGCCCGCGCCAUGCAUUGAACCGCUGAUACUCAGAUAUAGUUAGAGAACCUUGAUGACUAAAAACUUUAACAAAUUAUCUGUGUUCACUUUCUUUCCUCAGGAGCUGGUGAGUGAGAAGCUCAAGUCGCAGCAGAAAGAUAAUGAGCUGGAGACGCUGGCCCAUGAGUUGAAAAUGAAAGCACUAAACCAAGAAAAUACACAACAGGCUGAACCAGAAGCAGCAGACAACAGGUGUUUAUAUUCCAGCAGUUUUCAUUGUGAAACUUUUCAUUUUGAUAUAGCAGGAAAUUUUGAUAGAAAUUUCUUUUAUCCUCCAUGUAGCAGGUUCAAGAUGCUGGAAUCAGAGCUGGAGUCGUCUCUGAAAAGAUCUCUCCAGAUCAAAGAGGAUAAGAUGGCAGCUCUGGAGGCCCGUCUGCAGGAAUCCUCCAGCCUAAACCAACAUCUCCGGCAAGAGCUCAAGACUGUAAGUUAUGAAAGUUCACAUAAUCAGGUCUGCUGAUAUCACAUUUGAGAGGAAUCUUUUUGUGUAUUUGAUUCGAUGUAGAUAGAUGUGUCUGACUCAUUUUACCCACCAGGUGAAGCUGAGCCAUGAGGCCUUGAAGCAGAGGCAGGAGGAAGAGUGGGCAGCAUCGAGCUCCAGCCCACCCAGAGAGACGGGCAGGGUGAUGAGUGAAUGGCUGCGUGAAAGCCAGGAAGCCACCAAAGAAUUGCUGAAGCUCAAAGACCGUCUCAUUGAAGUAGAGAGGAAUGUAGGUGGUUAACGCUGACUAAAGUAGAUCAUUUGCGGAGAAAUAUGUUUGAAAAUUAACUGUGACUUUCUGGACGGAGUAACACCUUUUCUUUAUUUUCUUUCCGUCCUCUGCAGAAUGCCACUCUGGAGGCAGAGCACCAGGCUAUGCAUACUCAGCUUAAGCAGCUGGAGAAUCAGUCACACGGCCAACAGGCUCAGGUCCUCGCUCUGCAGAGGCAGGCUGCAUCACUGCAGGAGAACAACACAGCCCUGCAGACACACAAUGCUAACCUGCAGGUGCCACUACAGUGAAACACUUAAUUAUAUACUUAAGUACACAAUUAAAAACAAUCCUGCUAUAUAAACUCCUCACAAACAAUCUUUUUAUUUCCUCUUUGCAGGUAGAGAAAUCCACCCUGAACUCACAGAGUGCGUCACUCAUGGCCCAGAAUGCUCAGUUGCAGCAGCAGCAGUCUGGGACAGAAAGCGAGCGAGAUAGCGCAAUACGGGAGCGCGAGGAGCUGCGUGGUGUUCAUGAGCAACUUCUUCGAGACCACGAACGACUGGCUGCUCUGCAUGAGCGACAGGCCAUGGAGUAUGAGGCCUUGAUGGGUAAACAUGGCUGUUUGAAAAACGCACAUCGCACCCUUGAGCUGGAGCAUCGCACUCUGCAGGACAGGUAAGGGAAGGAGACACAACCACUGGACUGAUUGUUGUUCCGUGUGGAGCAAAGUCCCUGCAUGUUUUUAUGAGUUUUUAAAGUGUGUAUUUGAUGGAUAUCUCUAGGUAUAAUAGCCUGCUGCAGAAGAGGACAAAACUAGAGGACCUGGAGAAAGCCCUGAAGGAGGAGCAGAUGAGGAUGGCUUUGGAGAAAGAACAGCAUAGAACCACUGCUGCUGAAUGCUGCAGGCUCCGGGAUGAGAAGGACUGGUGAGGAAGCACAAGCAUGCACCCGCUGAAUAUAAAGAAAAGAGUGCUCACCUAAAUUAUUAUCUGUACAUUAGCUUUGACAAGAGAGGCAUCACUGCACACUUUCUCUAUAGGCUGAACCAGACGUACCAUCAGCUUCUGAAGGACAAUGAGGUCCUGACAACGGAUCACAAGCAGCUGAAGAGCCAGCUGAAUGAGGCCAAGCUGGAACACACCUGGCUGGAGGCUGACUUCUCCAAACUCAAGAAGGACUUUCAGCAGCUGGACAUCACCUCCACAAAACUCACCAACCAGUGUGAGGUACAAAUACACACACAGCAGCUCGUGUUGGUUUGGGUUUGACGAUACCUUCGAUACACCCUUGAAAACAUGACAUAAGUGUCAGGGCAACAUCUGGACAUCAAUUACUUGAUAGUUUUGUUAUUGUUCUUGUAUUCAUACUUACAUGCAUGUGCAUAUUCCUGCUCGUCUCUUUAUUGUUUAGUUGCUGGGGCAGCUAAAAGGCAACCUAGAGGAGGAGAAUCGCCAUCUGCUGAGUCAGAUCGAGACUCUGAUGCUACAGAACAGAACUUUGCUGGAGCAAACCAUGGAGAGCAAAGAUCUGUUUCACGUUGAAGAGCGACAGUAUAUGUGAGCAUUUAGGGCCGGCGCCAUGACAACCUAAAGCAACAUUAAACAGGAUUUGAUGUGUGGAUUUGCCAUAUGCUACACUAAUCUAUGAAUGACUUGAUGUAUUACAAAAACAGCACUCAACACUUGUCUUUUAAUGCCCCAGUAUGUAUUUUCAAGCAUACCUUUGUAUUUGAUGGAACUACUUUUCAUUUGUGCCUGUGUCUGUUUAGUGACAAGCUCAAUGAUUUAAGGAGGCAGAAAGAGAAGCUGGAAGAAAAGAUAAUGGACCAGUACAAGUUUUAUGAGCCUUCACCCCCUCGCAGGUAGGUUAUCUGUAAUGGUGUGUGAAUGAAUCCUUUUUCUCCCUCCAGCACUGUCUACACUGUAGUCCCUGAAUGUUAUUCGGGUUUUUAACUAUAAGGAUUUUCUGAUUUUGCCUAAUUUUCAGCUUAUAACCAUAAUUUCUGUGUCUUCUUGUGUACCUGUCCGUGAACAGGCGUGGAAAUUGGAUCACUCACAAACUGAAGAAGCUGAUCAAAUCCAGUAGUCGUGAUCAUGGGCUUGAUUCCCAACUGAUAGCCACACAUUCAGGUGUUCAUGAGUCUCAACUCCCAGUUCAUGACAACAGCUCCUUCAUCAGCUCAGAUGGCUCUGGAGGCUCCGCCUCCGCGGGUGACGCCAUCUCUCCACACCGUCACAGCAGUGAGUAUGACCUUUUGGAAUUCUCCAGAUCGCCUCCUAUUGACCGGGCUGAACCAAUAACACCCAAGUACAGAGAGCCCUCCCUCACUGCCUCAGCGAUAGACCAGGGAGUAAAAACAUUGCCAGAGACAGGGUCCAAAGGUCCCUCAAGAGUGUGUCCGAUAAAGGCCAACCCCUUGACCACAGUACAGAAAGAUUUGGGCGAUCAGAUAACCACGGCAGUGUUAUCUACACGGGAAGCUGCAUCUGAAAGCCAGAAAGCCUCUGAAAUUAUAAUAAAAAUUCCCCUUCCACCUGGAUGUGUUUUAAGGAGGCACAGAAAUGUGAAUAAAGAGACUUUUAAGUGAAUCUUCAGGAAUGUAAAUAAAGAGACUUUUAAGUGAAUCUUCUCAAACACUUUCUGUUGGUCAUGCCCACUUGACACAACCUUAACUCGGACAUUUGCGAAUUUUAAGCCCCAAUUUAUUUCUUUACAUGAAGUUUGGAGAAAUUUAGUUAGUAACUUACUCUUUUAUAAAUUAAUAAGAAAGUGUAUCUUUUCGUGCAGAGGAUUAAGUCAGUCCAUAAAGACAGUAUAUGUGCGUGUGUGUCAUGUCUAAAGGGUCGUCCUCCCUGAUGCAUGUUUGUGGGCUUUCCUUAACAAUCCUCGGUAUGUCCUCCCUGAGUCUGUGUCGUCUUUUAAUGUAUUUCUUCACUCUUCUCAUCCUCCCUCCCCUGUCUUUUCCUUUCCUACCCGAACCCCUCUCUGCUUGCAUUUGUCCCUUUGUCUCCCUCCCAUGUGUCUGCACUUGCUGUUAUACAGCCACUCUGAAAAUGUUUCCCCGCAUGAGGAACAGGAUGAAGGACAGAGACAAAGUCAAGUCCCUCUUCCGUCGUUCCAUGUGUAAGAAAGACUGUGGUCUUGUGUUUACCCUCAUUCACUGUAGUCUGUUAUUUUCAUACUAGUAACUGUGGAUUGAUUCAGGUUUAUUUUGGUAGUUGUAAUGCUUCCCAGCAGGUGUAAAACUCAGCUGGUGUAAGUUUGUAUGAGCAUGUCUCCUCAUGUCUCUUUUUCCACUGGUAAUAUGAAAUAAUUUCAUAUUUACUGUUUAAGCAUAUGCAGUCAUUAUUUUCCAGUAGUGUGACCAGAAUUGAUGACAAUCUGGGGUAUUUUAGGAGCUGAGGUCAAAGAAAUGCUGCAUUGCAGAUGACACUGGUGCUCUGUCCUACAAAGAGCUGGCUGUGCAAUAAGGAAACAUAGAUUGUAAAAAUAAAAACCACACUUCUACAAUACUGUGUGCAAACCAUCCCUUUGUCCAUGUUCUUCAUAUCAUACAUCAAAACUCACCCUUAUCUCCAUGAAUCUUUCACCGACAUGUUCACCCUUCCCUCAUCCACCUCUUCCGUUCCUCGGUCUAACUCUCCAGCCCUGAGCAGCUUGGCCCACCCUGCUGCCCAGUUAGAAGCGAAGCAGAGGACAGAGAGUUCUGAGACACUGGACGGCACUGAGGAGGAUGGAAAGAACACACUGACCUCAUCUCUUACCACAUCCAUCUUGUCCAUCCUUCACCUACAUCAUCACACCACCUUACCAUUUGGCCCUGACAUUUCUACAACCACUGACGCAGCCAACACUGCUGUAGACGUUCCUGAGCUGUGGGUGACAGGUAGAAGCAUCCACGAGUCACUUUUUGUUCAUCUUUGGUAGUUUAACGGUAGAAAAAAGUACAGUUCAAAGACAGCAGCCUCAUAGGCUUCUCAUUCAGAAGUUUAAGAUUUGUCAGUGAUAUAAAAUCUUUAUUUAUUGCUCAUGUUUAUGUCCCACAGACAAGGAUUCGAAUGACAGUGCUGUGCCAUCUGGAUUUGAGGACAACGACGAGCUACAGAAUAACGGUAAAACCAAGUGGAUACUCGUUUAGAGGAUUCAGUGAGCAUACAGAUGUAUUACCCGCUCAGGAAUUAGAGUAAAUCCAUCAAAUUGCAAUCAUGACCUCGUUUCAUAUUAAUCUCUGUGCUGACAACAGAUGCAAACAAAUGUUGCACAGAGGCUUGACUCUGCUGCCCCCUAUUGGUCAUAUAGAAAACUAUGUGGUCAUGAUACACUUGGAUGCGUGGAUGAUGCUCUUUAUGAAAAAAUUUUGUCCUUCCAGGGGUGAAUGGCAUUCAGAGUCGAGCCCAAAGCGAGAGCAGCGGCGAGUUCAGCAUGAGUCUAGAAAAUGAACCGUGGUCAAACGGCAGCAGCCCCAUCCAGCAGCCCCCAUCAAGACGCUCCUCCUCCUCCUCCCAGCAGCCAGCUGAUACCUCAACCCCUCAACACACACAGAAGCAGCAGUAUAAGGAAAAGGCUGCCACCAUGCCAAUCACCUACAGCCAAAAAUCGGAGAUGCAGUUAGUACAGAAGCAGAGGGAACCUGGGCUCUCGCAGGACUUCUGGCUCACACGUGGUACAAAGAGCAUCCGGAGAGGUUCGAGAGCAAAAGUUACAUGUCGCUCAUCAGAUACAGGGAGUACAGACAAAACAAACCCAGAGCUGAACAGGAUGAAUCCAAAGUUGGGCUCAGGGGAAGUUGAAGCCACUCGAGCCUCAGCCUGUUCUCCCAUUACAGUGUUAUACGUUCAGGGCAAGUCUUCAUCAAUGUCUGGUUGCCUCAACUGCUUCUCCACUCCACUGGGGAAAGAGGGGCGACUAAAAGGGCCAAGGUCCCCCAAAACUCUCCCCCGGGCCAGCAGCGUCAUUUCCACUGCAGAGGGAUCAUCCCGACGUCCGAGUGUAAACAGUGACUGCACAGUGACCGUCAAGAAUGAGCAAGUUUCAGUUCAGGCUCCACAAGACUCUGAGAAUCAAGAAAAAACUGUGUGUAAGGAACAACCAGAAACAGACACCAAAAAAGACGAGCCUGAACCCAUCCCUCCUGUCAAACCUCCCAGAGACCCAACUGUCAUGGUUUCUCUUGACCCCAAAUCCCCUGUGCAGGAGUCACUUUUUGGCUCCUCAUUCACUUUUAACUCUGUCUUCUCAAAUACCAUCUUUAGUGAUUCUGUGGUCACCACCACCACCAGCCUUGAUGCCCGGGGAAACAACCAGACCUUUCUCUGUCUGAAUCCACAUGUUAUGCAAAACUGUCCACUUGAAAACCAGGAGUCUCUUCCUCACACACCACAAACGGAAACACUCAACAUGGAAAAAGAGCAGAGCCAAACUGUCGAACAUACAGUGGGGUUGCAGGAGAAGGACAAGCUGCUUACAGUUGCGUAAAAGCAGCAACUGUGUCCCAAUCAUUCCCUUGAAACUGCAGGUGGCUGCAGGACAUUAUUUUUCACAUCCUUUGAGGCACACAAUAUGAGUCAGUGUAGUCAAUGUUGUAUGUCACAUUCUAUUUUACUGACCUCCUGUUUAUUAACCUAAAGAGAUGUAAAUAAAAUACACCUGAUACCUUUGGUUUUUAUUCACUCCUCUUUGCUUCUGUAACAUUCUGGGCUUUUGCAACUCAGUUAUGUUACAUCUGUAAAAGCCUAGAUCUCAAAGCUCUCUGUGUGGUUUUAUUCCAUUUGCCUUUUGCACAAAUUAUGUUUAUUAGAAAUAACUGAACAAUUAGAGUAAAUGUGUUUUUAAAACUGUAUCAGUGUUUUCACUUGUCUGCUUUUCUUUCACCUAACAUACUUACAACCUGUAAUGUCUGUUUGUGUUUACCAAAAUGUUUGAAGCUCUCCUGUUUCUAUUUAUGAGUUGUUUCUUGGCAGAACUUUUAAUUUAUUUUAUGUUGACUGCUGUAUUUGUCAGAUUUAAUUGCUGCCUGUGGACAUGUUUUGUUUACACGUGAUAAACUGGGUAA